Xenopus tropicalis (tropical clawed frog) is the source of this 6106-nucleotide messenger RNA. It is a transcript of the gene slain2, whose product is annotated as SLAIN motif family member 2. The record is from RefSeq and is a predicted model, not a curated record. The coding region runs from base 133 to 1941 and encodes 602 amino acids. NCBI's taxonomy places the organism in Eukaryota, Metazoa, Chordata, Amphibia, Anura, Pipidae. The transcript has 9 exons.
UGAGGGCUGCUGUGGGAUUGGCUAAGGGCGCUUGGUGGGCGCGGUCUGAGGGCGCAGAGUGGCAGUUGCUGUGAGGCACCGGGCGAUGUGUUCCUGCUGGGGCUGAGCCGCUACCGGGAGCGGCGGAGGGAUAUGGAGGACGUUAACUCCAAUGUGAGCGCAGACCAGGAGGUGCGGAAGCUGCAGGAGCUCGUCAAAAAGCUCGAAAAGCAAAAUGAACAGCUCCGGUUACGUUCCAACCACACUCCGAGCUCUCCCCGGGCAGCCACUCCUGUCAGCCAGCAGCCCCGGGCACAGGCCGUUCCGCCAGCCGCCUCUUUCCAACUUUUUGCCGGCCGUAGCCUGAGCCCGGGGCCUGGUCUGUAUGAGAGACCGGCUGGGCUAGCGGACGGGGCGACAUGGGAAGAGCUGCUGGAGGAAGCCAUAGAGGAAAGGAGGAAGGACGGGGAGAGCGGCCUCAUGCUGGAGCAGCUAGUGCCACUUCGGCCGGAGGAACUGGAGAGGAUGGUCCCCUUUGAUGAAGAGGAGAGCUGGCUGUAUACGUCACCAAAGAAAAAGUUAACACCUUUUCAGAAAUCGAUGAGUCCGCUGGUUUGGUGCCGUCAAGUUUUUGACUGUCCUAGUCCUGAUGUGGAAUGUGCAAAAAAGUCAAUUAUCCAUAGGCUUGAACAAACCAUGUCUGCCAACAAGCGGCAGAGUAUGUACAGCAGUCCCUAUAACACAAACAGCUAUGCUGGUUCUUACAGUCCAAAUGCAACUGGGAGCCCAUACAGUAGUGGAUUCAAUUCCCCAUCAUCCACCCUUAUGAGACCUCCGAUAGUAAGGCAACUGGUACUGCCUAGUAGCACAGGACACUAUAAAAAUUCCGCUGAUAAAAACCUGCCUCCUGUAAGUCCUCAGGACUCCAUAGACAGUGAGCUGAGCACUUCUGAGAUGGACGAGGAUUCUGUAGGGUCAGGUUAUAAGCUCAAUGAUGUCACAGACGUCCAGAUUUUAGCGAGAAUGCAAGAAGAGAGUCUCCGGCAAGAGUAUGCAGCCACUGCGUCGCGCCGUAGUUCUGGCUCAUCGUGCCACUCUAUGAGAAGAGGGACGUUUAGUGACCAGGAACUUGAUGCUCAUAGUUUGGAAGAUGAAGAAGAUGGGGUUCAACAGCCAAUGCACCUUUCAGUGAAUAGAUUCUCCCCUUCUCCACGUCAGUCACCUCGCCCUUCCCCUAGGCAUUCGCCAAGAAAUUCUCCACGCUCAAGAUCCCCUGCACGAAGCAUGGAAUACAGAGGAGUCUCCCCACAGCCUAUGAUAAGCCGUUUGCAACAGCCUCGACAUUCCCUUCAGGGCCAUUCGUCUGAAAUGCAGACUAACGUGGUAAAAAAUGAAGAUAAACUGAGACGCAGUCUUCCAAACCUCUCCCGAGUGACAGGGAUUCAGACAGUAGAGCCAGUGAAAAACAGCAGAAGCUUUGAAUCCAACCUACAGGUGCCAAAUGGAGGAGCAUCCCGCGCACCAAGCUCUUCCACAGCAUCAAAAAGGCAAAUGCACAUACCACGUGCAGCUCAGAAAGCAAAACAGGUUGUUCCACCUGCAGCCCUUAAUAAAGUACCAUCGCCAUGUAAAUUCCGCUCUCCCACAGCACCAUCUCCAUUAGCAUUGCGACAGCCAAUGAAAGCUCUAACAAAUCAUGGCUCCCAGAUCCCACAAGAAGCUGCCACUGUUAUGCAAAGCAACCCUUCUCCUGUACCUCCUACUGGCCAGCCCUCUGGCUCUGCUAGCCCUGGAAGGACUGGCUCUGCAAUAAGAAGUGGCUUACCCAGACCAAGCACACCUUCAGGGGGAAACAUACCAGUGCCUCGCAGCAAACUUGCACAGCCGGUGCGGAGAUCAUUGCCAGCUCCUAAAUCCUAUGGUAACAUGAAAGAUGACAGUUGGAAGGAAGGCUGCUACUGAACUGCAAAAUCCUUGUGCUUUGUUGUUCAAUGGACUCCCUGCCAAGAUAGCAGCUGUGGAGCCCACUCCGAUGGGCCAGUUGGGGAUUUUGCAAACCCAUCCCAGGGCCCUCUGUCCAUAAUUAGCACAAGAGGCAGAGGCUACAAAACAGGAGCACUUUAUGGACAUUUACCAUCACUCAUGUUAUAGCCAUGCAGUCACAGGGAGGAAAUCCCUUUUAUUUUUAUUUAUUUUAUUUUUAUUCUGAGUUCCAGUACCACUUUUCUCUUGGGUUUACCGCACACCUUGGCUUCUUUAGUAAGUAAAGCAGUCCUUUGCUACUUUGCCAAAGAACAAUGUCCUAGAAAUAUACCUUUGUUUUAUUUUUUUACUCUGCGUUUAUUACAAUUAUCGCUAAAACUUGACUGCAGUUUGUGCAGUGCUACAAUCACUGACCCGUCUUCAUUCUGUAAUGAAAGCAAAUGACAAACGUUCUCUUUGGUUUAGUUUUUUGGGGUUUUUUUUUUUAUAUGUUAUAAUUGGUUUCCUGCCUGCUAUAACUGCUUCACUGUAUUUUAAUUAGGAUUUUUAUUUUCUUAUUGCAAUAUUUGUAUCAGCAAAAAAGUUACUCCUUUUUCUUCAUCUAUUUAUUAUUCCCACUAACAUAGUAUGUGUAUUGUAAUUAAGGUGCAGUACAUUGUAACUGGCUAGAACAACUUGAGCCUUGCGGCUGACCAUUUUUGCACUGUUCUAUGAUAAGGAGAGCCAAGGGCUUCAUCCAACAAAAAUCUUCAUGGCUGUAUUCACAGUAUAUGUGAACUUUACUUGUUUGCCAAAGGGCUUGAACAAUCUUGAAGACCUGACAUUGGAGGGAUGACUCCUGGCUUGGGAUCUCUGUGCAGUGACACGGUGCUAUGGAAGGCUGCGUGUUGCCUUAGAUGGAGAAGUUCUGUAGGCAGGCUCGUGCCAAGUACAACACAGCUCUGAGGCAGAUAUAUGACCAGAAAACUAUGCACUUGUAUUUAUAUAAUAUGGUUUAGAUUGCUUCUAUUCAUUGCUGGAGGACACUGAGCAUGUAGCCCCUUCCCUGCUAGCCAUGACUGCAAUAGCAUUAGUGCCCCAGUGGCAGGUAAAGCACAGGCGCCCCACACCUUGCCAGACAAUCUUAGCUUAAUAGUAGAAACAUAGGGGUUUCUACAGCAAGUGAUGCAGAGCAGGAUCAUUGGCAGUGAAGGUGCUUAUUGGAAAGGGUUUUUUUAACCUUUUAAUAUUUUACAGUGUUUUUUUAUUGUAGUUCUUGUUUCCUCUUGUUGCAAUUUUGUAUUUUGCCUUACAUAGUCCAUAUGUAACCUUACCAAUGCCAGCACAUGCAAUUCUACUUGAGCUGUUUACAGACUUACAAAGGGUUCCUGCACAUUCUCCCUAUGUUUAUGUCUCUCACAUUCACAGAUAUUCACAAGAUAUUCUAUUGCUAGCCCUUGUCAAUCAGACCUCUACUCUGUCAGACACAGGGUAUGUUAGGCACAUUUCUCUGGGAGGGGGACAGGAGACACUUUGUGGGAUUUCUGUUCCUUUGGAUUUCUGAAGUUUUGGUGCCUCCAUGAUUUUCGCAAGAGCUGGUGGGCAAAGAAUCCAGAAUCAGUGGCAAUCAUUGGGCAGAAGGCUUCAGGGAAAGCCUUAGGUGCCUGUUGUACCUGUGUUAGUGCUAUGGAUAGGGCUAUUUCUACACAAAUGUCUGACUGUUUACUGCUGAGUUCAGACUAACAUGCCUGACGAAGGGCUCCUUUAUCCGCAUUCACAGGACAAUGCUCAGAUCUUAUACUGUGCAUUUUUUUCAACCAUGCUAAAAGCUUGUUAAAUUUUUUUUUUUAUAGUUAUUAAAACCCUUAAGUACAUUUCCCCAGACUCUAGGUUGUACUUUCAGUUAUUUCUGGUAAUAGGAUUCACAACCAUAAGCUGGACAUACCACUUGUUUGUGAAAUAUGUGCUAAUUCUCCUCUGCCAGGCCAUUAGGCUACUCAAUCACCUGUAACCUGACUCUGUGUAUCAUGGGAUUAGUUAACCCCACUUCACAGUCACUAGGUUUCACCUGAACCUAGGGGAUUGGGGUCUUUUCUAGUCCUUGGGUUGGAAUCAUUCAGUCUGUUUCCUCGAAUAACUGCUCGCCAAGAGUGCAUUGUAAUUCUGAUCUUCUGAUUGGUUUCCCAUAGUUUUGAUAAGGGAACAUAUAUAUAGUUUUUGGGGUUUUUUUUCCAACCUUAAGUGCAAUGCAAAUAGGGCUGAGAGAAUAGGCAUAUGCUUUAGCAGAUCCACCCUCAGACUCAGCAGUGUCAUAUUGUAGUUGGUGAUUCUGACACUGUAUUUGAAUAGGAAUAUUGUCAGUGUCCUUUCAAGCCCCCAGCCUCUUGUUACCUGGGGAUGCCUUGGUGCUGCUUGGCUGAAGGGGCUGUUUCCAUAGGUUUUGUAGCCUGUUCCCCCAGCCCAUGGUGAAGACUAAGCACAGUGCAGGCUUUGUACCAGCAGCAGGAGGGCCUACAAUGUACUACUCACAGGCAACAAAGGGAAAACACUGGCACUGUUUGUGUGAAAUCUAAGAAAGUGUCUGUACACUUCAUCCUCUACCGGCAUGUCCCAUCUUUGUCCAUACACAGCUCUAGUCCUGACCAUACAGUCACAGGGAGAGGUAUGGGAUCUCAUGGUGAGUUCCUCCUGUAGGGAUAGGGAUCCAGUCAUUUGCCUUUGUCAAACCAUUAUAUUGUUGCAAUGGACAGAAAUUAAGUAAGUAUUUCUAUAUGCUUUAAAACGAUGCUGUUCUUGUAUAAUCAUUGGUUGAGAUUUAAAUGUAAACAUUCUUUGCAUCUGCUUACAUUGCCUCAGCCCAAGCCCCCUCCUCUUUUAUUGUUAAAGGGUAAGUUAUACCAAGAAAUAUAGUUUAAAUGAAUAACAUAGCCAAGGGGGGCUGCCAGCCAAGUUACAGGACUGUAGGUCCCACAAAUACAUAGCAUAUCACAGAUUUACAUCGAAAUUAGACAAUAUUUUAGUGCAUAAGGGGAGAUAAACAGACUAAUAUCAUUCAUCCUUUUCCUAUGGGGUGAAAGACUUUCUCAUAUAAAUUGGGCUGGUGUUCCCAAGAUAUCUGUCUAUUUGCAGUUAGUGGGCAGAUAGAAGAUAUAGUCGUGAAUAAAAUAUUUUCACUUUUUGGUGGUACUGGCCCUUUAACUCCGUGCCAGGCAUUGAAACAGCAAUGCACUAAAAGUAAGUAGCUUUUCAGGGGUAAACGUUCCUGUGGGAGGGGGGCCCUGAUUAGUGCCAUAAUGUGUAUGCCCUGCCGUAAAGCAACACAGGAUUUUUGUUCUGUGCCACAAAGGAAAAAGAAUAGUCACAUGACUACCAGGAAAUGGAUUCCUCCAUGCAAGUCACAAACUUUUCCAGAAAGAACUUUGUUUAUUUUUCCAUAAAAAUAAUAUAAAUAUUACACAUAUUCAGGCAAACGUUAACACAUUUUAUUCUGGUGCCAGCACCCCUUUACUUUAGAGCAGCCCUCUCUUGCAUGUUGUUCCCUCACUGUAAUACACAGCACCUUGAGAUUUUAUUUACACAUAUGUUUAGUAAAUUAGGACUGCCAAUGGAAAUCUACCCAUUAUGAUGACAUUUUAGGUUUAACCAGCUAUUAAAGCUACACACAUUAUAAUAUUGCAGUUUUAUUCUGGUGUAUUUCAUAUCCAGUAUAUCAUGUUUGCUAUACAGAGAGACUUGGUACUCGGGCUCCAAUCAGAAGCCUAGAGUGUGGGCGGGGCUUGAGUCACACUCAUCAGCAUUUUCAGUUUGCCAUGGUAACAUCCGAUAUACAGACAUUGUCACAAAGAGGUACCUCUAUGUAUUUUUAUUGAGAAACAUACCUACCUGUUGUCCUUUCAUAUACCAGGAACAGGGUGUUACUGUGCGUCGAGGCGUCGCGGGGAGAAGCGUGGAUAUGAUAAAUAGUGCCUAUGAUUUAUUUAUGUUUGUGUAUUAAAAAAGGGUUUUGAAUGUGGAUUAUUUUUGUGCCAACGCCUAAAUUGUCAUUUGUAUGUAAACAAGCAGGUGUGUCCUGUAUAAUAUCCUGCUCCAAAGUUAUUUAAAGUUUUGUAUGUGUGUUAAUAAAAAAAUGUAUAAAUUGUAAAAAUACAGAUUUUCUUAACAAAUG